Messenger RNA from Dujonia railenensis, 1440 nucleotides. The record is from the annotation of a GenBank genome assembly. Lineage: Eukaryota; Fungi; Ascomycota; Pichiomycetes; Serinales; Debaryomycetaceae.
AUGUCCGCAAUUGUCGUGGGAACUGGUUUGGCAGGACUAACGACUACCCUUGAGUUAUUACAGAGAGGUGUCUCUGUUUAUUUGAUCGAAAAGACAUCUAGAAUCGGAGGUAACUCUAUCAAAGCUUCGUCGGGGAUCAACGGGGUGCCUACUGAGUUCCAAUUGGACGGCACUGACUCUGUUGAUCUGUUUAUUGAGGAUACGAUCAAAUCUGGCAAUGGUCUCUCCAAUGCCGAAAUGGUAGAUAUCCUUGCAAAGAACUCUGCUUCGGCAAUUAACUGGCUCACAAAAGAAAACAACAUCGAUCUAGGCUUAGUUACCAAAUUGGGAGGUCAUUCCCAUGCAAGAACCCAUAGAGGUUCAGGUAAAUUGCCUCCAGGGUUUGCCAUCAUAUCAGCAUUGUCUAAAAAGUUGGAUCAAAUAUCUCAAGAGUCCAACUCGAAGUUGAAGAUUUUGAAGAACUCCAAUCUCUAUAAAAUUCUUGCAGAAAAUGGAGAGGUCACAGGUAUUCAGUACACAACUGAAGAAGCUAACAAGGCAAUCAGCCUUUUCGCAUCCAACGUGAUUUUAGCUACUGGAGGUUAUUCGGCUGAUUUCAACGAAGAAAGAUCCUUGUUACUGAAGUAUAGGCCAGAUUUAUUGGAUUUCCCCCUGACAAAUGGUGAGCAAACUACAGGAGACGGUCAGAAGAUUGCUGAGAGAGAUGUAGAUGCAAACUUAAUACAUAUGGAUAAAGUACAAGUUCAUCCAACCGGAUUUGUUAAGGCUGGUGCUGAAGACAGUAAGUGGAAAUUCUUGUGUGGAGAAUUGAUAAGAGGGAUUGGGGGGGUGUUAAUUUCUCCACAAACUGGGGAAAGAUUUGUCAAUGAACUCACCACUAGAGAUAAGGUUACAGAUGCUAUAGAAAGCAAUUGUGAGAUAUUGCGCAAUACAUUGAACAUUGACCCAAAGCAAAAGGUUGCAAUUAUCAUAGUCAAUGAAAAAGACUAUUUGAAGGCAGAGAACCAUAUAAACUUCUAUUUGUCUCAGAGCUUAAUGCACAAGUCAUCCUUAGGGGAGUUGGCUCAUGUCAUUGCGAAAUUGAAUCCAGACUUACCUGAAUCUCUGGCGCUCAGCAAGUUGAGUAAAACAUUUCAGACCUAUGAUGAAUUUGUGGACUCAGGCUUUGACAAAUCAUGGAGCAGGAAAUCUUUUGGUACUAAGUUUGGCGACGGCAGUGUCAUUUACUAUGGCUUGGUUACCCCUGUGCUUCACUUUACAAUGGGUGGUAUUGAGAUUAACAAAGUAGGAAAUGUGAUUAAUAAGAAUGGAGAAGGUAUCCCAAAUCUUUUUGCAGUUGGAGAGGUUAGUGGUGGAUUACACGGCUCGAACAGAUUAGGAGGAAGUUCAUUACUAGAAUGUGUCGUAUUUGGAAAGAUUGUCGCUCAGAAUAUAUCCUAG